Messenger RNA from Dunckerocampus dactyliophorus (ringed pipefish), 2937 nucleotides. Its product is annotated as sodium-coupled neutral amino acid transporter 3-like. The record is from RefSeq and is a predicted model, not a curated record. The transcript is spliced from 16 exons. Gene Ontology annotation, biological process: glycine transport; L-glutamine transport; serine transport. Gene Ontology annotation, molecular function: glycine transmembrane transporter activity; L-glutamine transmembrane transporter activity. The coding region runs from base 433 to 1863 and encodes 476 amino acids. NCBI's taxonomy places the organism in Eukaryota, Metazoa, Chordata, Actinopteri, Syngnathiformes, Syngnathidae.
CCAUGGUGGUUGACUGACUUGUAGUGCAGCUCUGAAUAUGCACACUGUCUGCAAGCUUCCCUGAGUGUUGACGCCUUCUGAAUGAAGACACCUGGUGAGCGAAGCCAUCAGUGUCUCUGCAGGGGACACUACCUGUGGCUUAACAAAGGGUUAAUAACGAUGGGUGUUCCCUUUCCCCUUUACUCCCUCCCAGUCUAAUCUCUCUCACUCUCUCCUUGCUCCUCUACCACGAGCUCUGGAGUCACUCCUGGGUUUAAAGCAAUAAUUAUACACAGGAAUAGUGUGAAAGCUGAGCGCAAGGAUUCUUUCUGUCCAUUUCCAGGACUUUUAUUAGUGGAAAGAAAAGAAGCCUCAUUCUUUCACACCUGCAAGGUGAGCUCUGGAAGAGAGGGUUUCACCAGUCUAGCAAGUCUACACUCAUACUUCAUCAGAAUGGAGCUUCAGAAGAUGAAUGGACACAGUCGCGAUGGCGGGUUUGAUGGCCUGGAUGCCAUGGCUGAACAUGAGGAGUUCCUCCCUCACAAAGGUGGUGCCAAAAAAGAAACCCACUUCACAGAUUUUGAGGGGAAGACCUCUUUCGGAAUGUCCAUUUUUAACCUCAGUAAUGCCAUAAUGGGCAGUGGAAUUCUGGGACUGGCCUUUGCAAUGUCCAACACCGGAAUCAUUCUUUUUAUAAUCCUGUUGGUGUUCAUAGCUAUUCUUUCAGCAUAUUCAAUCCACCUCCUGCUGAAAAGUGCAGGAGUUGUUGGCAUCCGAGCAUAUGAGCAACUUGGAAACAGAGCUUUUGGUCCUCCAGGGAAACUUUUGGCCGCCGUUAUCAUCACAGUACACAACAUUGGAGCGAUGUCCAGCUACCUCUUUAUUGUAAAGUCUGAGCUCCCUCUGGUGAUUCAAGCUUUUCUUGGCAAACAUGAAAACACAGGAGAGUGGUUCUUGAAUGGAAACUAUUUGAUCAUCAUUGUUAGCGCUGCCAUCAUCCUUCCUCUUGCACUCAUGAAACAACUUGGUUAUUUGGGUUAUACAAGUGGCUUCUCCCUUUCUUGCAUGGUGUUCUUCCUUUUUUCGGUGAUUUAUAAGAAAUUCAAAAUCCCUUGUCCACUGGAGGACAGUCAUCAUAACACAUCUUUCAUUGCUGACAACAUCACACUCAGUGAGGACGAUGAAGACUUUUGUGAUGCCAGGUUCUUUACCAUCAACUCACAAACGGCAUACACCAUCCCAAUUCUGGCUUUUGCAUUUGUCUGCCACCCUGAGGUGCUACCCAUCUACACUGAGCUAAGAGAUGCCACCAAGAAGCGAAUGCAGAAUGUUGCCAACAUUUCCAUCUUGGCCAUGUUUAUCAUGUACCUGCUAACAGCUCUUUUUGGCUACCUCACCUUCUAUGGUGCCGUGGAGUCCGAGCUGUUGCACACUUACAUUCGCGUGGAUCCCCUGGAUGUCCUGGUCCUUUGUGUGCGCCUGGCUGUGCUCAUGGCUGUCACUUUGACUGUACCUGUGGUUCUCUUCCCGAUCCGCAGGGCCAUCCUCCAGAUCUUGUGCCCCGACAAGCCUUUCCAAUGGGCCAGACACAUUGCCAUAGCGUUUUUCCUAAUCUUUUUGGUCAACCUGCUGGUCAUCUUUGUGCCCUCCAUCCGUGACAUUUUUGGACUUAUCGGAGCCACAUCAGCCCCCAGCCUCAUUUUCAUCCUACCUGGAAUCUUUUACAUACGAAUCAUUCCGUCAGAGCAAGAGCCCUUUCUGUCAAGACCCAAAAUUCAGGCUGCAUGCUUUGCUGCUGUGGGAUUCAUCUUCAUGAUUGUGAGUUUGUCAUUUAUCUGCAUGGACUGGGUUAGCGGAGAGAACCGGAGCGGAGGUGGACACUAGAUGCCCUCAGUGCUCUGAGAUCCAAACGAUGACAUAAUGUGAACCAAAGCCCUUCCUUUCGAUUCAUUAACCUUGGCUGUUCCAAGCAGCCAAUCAGCACAUGCUAGCUGUUAACACCACAAAAUAAAUUGACUCCUGAAGGGGCAGACCAAUGGAGGGGAGAACACAGAUGCACGUUCUGACUGAACGCAACAUUUGCCAGUGCCCCACAAAAAGGAUGGUGCUUGUGGUGAAACACAAAAGAAAAAAUGGCAACAACAUGACUCAGAUGGGAAUCCCAUUGAGGAUAUGAGUAUGCAUGUUUCGUGGAAAAGCUACGCCACUGCCAAAGUUCUCUUUAUUUACUUCCCAUAUCAUAUUUGCAGGCUAUAUAGUAAAGCUGGCAAUGUCACAAUGCAAAUAACUUCCUCGUCAUCAAAAUGAAUGCAACAUUUCAUUUGGUAUGCAAAUGUUUCCAUUUCAGAGCACCUUGAAUAGUUGAUGGUGAAAUGUUGUGCAGAUAGCAUCCAUCCUAAAAGAUGAGGGUUAGUGCCAUGCUAACCAUUUUAACAGUAUGCACAUUUUGUUGACUUUUGCUUUAAGUUAUGUGAUGUUUUAGUAACCGACUCUGACAGUUCGACUAUUGUGGAAUCCGAAGGGUGAUUGUGCAAACUGUGCAACAGAAAAUGAUGCAGUUUUUGGGGCUUUUGCUGCUGUAAAUGAAGGUCAACAGACAAAUCAUAAUGGUAUCAUCUGUUGUUGCAAAGCAAAGAAUGCAGUUACUGUAUAAUAUUGAGCUAUAGAGUAUAACACAGGUUUUUAGCAGCAACUGUCCAGCAUGGCAAUCAGUGGCAUGUGGAUCUUAUAAGUCUGUUGUCCUUUUUUCUAUGUACAUUUUGACUAAAAAUAUGUGUUGACAUUGUUGAUUCUUCUUGUACAUUGUUAAAUUAAUUUAACUUGAAUAUAUCAAGAAAAUGUGUCUCAUUUGUACCCCCUUUUGACUUGUUCAUCUAGAGCAGGGAUGUUCUAUUUUUUUAAGUCGAAUAUUAUUUGAAACAAAUAAAAACAACAGAGAAAGUUGUAAUUUUUUUUUAA